Porites lobata is the source of this 825-nucleotide messenger RNA. The record is from the annotation of a GenBank genome assembly. NCBI's taxonomy places the organism in Eukaryota, Metazoa, Cnidaria, Anthozoa, Scleractinia, Poritidae.
AUGGCUGACUUGUCAGAGAUAAUGACGGCGAAUCCUGCAAAAUAUCAAGAGGAACUCAUCAAACGUCUCGAUGCCCUGAAGAGAAAAGAAACCUUCUGCGAUGUGACUGUUGCAGUAAAGGGCAAAGAAUUCAAAGCUCACAAAGUUGUGCUAGCUGCAGCCAGCCCGUUUUUCCUUUCACUUUGGGAAAGCAACAUGGUAGAAAGCAAUGAACAACGAAUCGAAAUCAAGCUUGAAGAGGCUACUGCUUCUGUCUUCGAAGACGUGCUGCAGUUUAUCUACACUGGAAAUGUUUCUGUGACCGAAGAAAGUUGCCACAAGUUGAUUGCCACGGCUGAUUAUCUUCUUUUACCGGGGUUAAAAACAUUGGCUUGUCGUUUCAUGCGAGACGAGUUGACGGUUCAAAACUGUGUUUUCACCUAUUAUUUUGCUGAAAAGUAUCAGUGUGAACAGCUUAAAUUGGCAUGUUGCGAGGAGAUUUGUUCAAAUUUCACUGACGUUAUGGAAACAGAAGAUUUUUUGAACCUUGACGUGAAACAAGUCAUGGAAUGGGUAUCUCGAGAUGACAUCAAGGUUGAUGCUGAGGAAGAAGUAUUUAUGGGAAUUGUCAAGUGGGUCUCUCAUAACAAACCUGAAAGGCAAGCCAGUUUUUUUGGGUUGUUGCGCCAAGUGCACCUAAUUUCCAUAUCGAAAGCCUUUCUCCGCAAAACAUUAGUGCAGCAGGAGCCUGUAACUACAAGUAAUGUCUGCGUAAACUUUGUGUUGGAAUCUAUUAUUGACGAAAACACUAGUGUUUCCAAAGCACCAAGAAAAUGCCUUAUAUGA